AUGGGGAAGAUUCCGCUGAGUUUGAGUGACAAUUUCCAACUCGCUGUGUCUUCGCUGCCGGAGACACAGAGACAACUCAUCGAGGUUCUCGCCACGUGUCCCGAUGAAGAGCUGAUUCACCAUCUCCAGCCCUUUCGGGGUUGGAUGUGGGAGAAACAGGGCGAUGUGACUGCUUGGGCGCCCGCGUUGAACCGCUUCGACGAUCUCAUGUUCGCUUACGCACGCCGCAAAGGCCUGCUGCCGCAUGCGGACGACAGCGAAGCCACGUGUCGCGCGGCGGAGGCGGAAUCGGCGUUCGUGCCCUCAGACGAGCUCAUUCUCGCAGUUCUGGAGACCUCAUGCAUCGUCCUGGAGAACUGCUCCUCCAAAUGUCUCUACAGCUCCGUCGACGUCGUCACAUGCCUCGUGGACGCCUUCUACUUGCCCAUCGUGUGCAGCGCAGUCCAAGUCAUGGCUGUCUGCUACGGCUUCGUGAAGCGCAACCGGCGCACCGGCCUGCCGCGCGAAUGCCCGGAACUGACGGCGCGUCUCCCGCUGCUCUGUGAGUCCCCUGUGGCGUACGAGGCCUUCGUGCUCACGCGCCAGCCGGACCGCUCCCGCAUUCAGCUGCCGCCAGGUGUCCUCUACGACGGCGGGGGCGACUCGCCGGCGGAGACGCCUGGCGGGCAUGGGCGCGCGUCUGCGUCCCCGCAGACCGCGGAGCGAGGCCGAGGGCGAAGGCGCGAGAGCGGCUUGCGGCGCGGCGCCCUGCGGAACCUGAGAGCGGAAGCAGGCGGAGCCGGGGAGCCGGACGAGGCGUUCGCGCGCCGCGUGGAUCCUCUGACCUUUUACCUCGCCGAGAGUUUCCCCCUCGACUUUGACGGCUUCGCCGAGUUCCAGAUCAUCGUCACUUCGCCCGAGCUGGCCUCCCGAACGGGCACGCCGGCCGGCUCGCCCGUCGUCGCCCCGUCCGAUCGGGAGGUGUCUCCUCCCCCUUCUUCCCUGGCGGGGGCGACGCGGAAAGAGAGGCAGGGCGACAGCGCUGCUGAAAAUCAGGCCCCGCGCCCGGACGAGACGCCAGUUCCUUCUAGGAGAGACGAAGACUACUCUGCGCCGCGAGUUAAAACGGUGCGGAUUCCCUGUGCAGAGCUGAUGCUCCCGCAGGGGGGUGCGACCCAAGACGCGAGGGGCGAAGACGCCCGAGGGCGGCCGAGCAAGGGCCAGACGGACGCGCUGGAGGGGCUGUUUCACAGCGUGGUGAAGAAGUACGGCAUUCCGCCUGAGCAUUUCACGACUCUGCGCCACAGAAUUCGCCUCCUGCAUGGCCUGCAGAGUGAGUCGUACCGGCGCGACUUGCUGAACACGCAGCUCUCGUCUCUCUCGUGUCUCCUGGUGGUGAAUCCGACGCUCUUCUCGUCCUACGUCGCGUCGCAUCCCUUCUUCUUCAUCGACUUCAUUCGCCUUUUGAAACACCACCAAAAGCUCACCCCGCGCACGAUGCUGCUCUGCGCGGACCUACUCUCCGUGCUCCUCGAAGAGCGGAACUUCUACAAGCAGCUGGCGCCGACUCUCGGCCUCUUCUCGCCUCACGGCCUUUUCCUCUCGAUUCUGCGCCGCCUCCUGAGACACCCCUGGUCGGGGCAGCCGCUGCGCGUCAAGCGCGAGUUCCUGCCGCUGCGCGAGUCCGAAACGCUGGGCGGCGCGGCGGGGUGCGGAGACCCCGCGGAGAUCGCGGGACAGGCCGCCAACGGCGCGGGCAGAAACGCGGCAGGUCUUCCGCAGGACGUGACGAUGGACGACGCGGGCGAUGCCGAGGCAGUGGGGCGAAGGGCGCACGGCCGCCGGGAAGAGACGGCGAGCGGAGAAGUUCCCGAGAGCCAGCAAGCCUCGGCAGGAGCGAAGGCCGGAGACACCGAAAUGGAAGACGCUUCGGGGAAGCAAGAGAACGCGGGCGGCGCGGGCGGCGGCGCAGAGGGAGGGGAGAAGGCGGCCUAUGAGGAGCCUCAGGCCGGGCGGAUCGUGUACACGCUGGUGGCGGAGCCGGAGGCGGAGCGUAAGCUGCGGGACUGGCGAAGUCGCCUGCAGGAGCCAGAAGGCGUGCAGAAGCUUCAAGACGACAUGGAUCGCAUGCAGACGUUGCUGCAUCUUCUGGCUGCGUACGCGUCGAUCAUUGCAAUGAACAACCACACCAUUCCAGCGUUUGUGCAGCCGAGCCUGUUGGCUGCGCUCGUCGGGUUCCUCCGCAACCGGGAGCCUCUCGUCAUUCCUGUCCAGCUCUUUGCGGUGCGGGCGAUCGAGGCGCUGAUGGAGCAGCAGCAGCACAGCAGCAACAACUCGGUCAUUUUGCUUCUGCAGCAAGACCUCGAACUCGCGCGGCGCUUCGAGGAGCGGAUUUUGUACGACGCAGCCUGCCUCGUGCAGCGCGUCCAGCUGGGCGUCUGGGCAGGCAGUUCCCAAGGGAGCGCUCAGCCUGCGGAAGCGAGACCGGACGAGGCCGCGAAAGGCGGCCAAGGUCGAGGCCGCGCGCGGAGCGGAGCCGCGGCGGGAGACGAGCAGGCGAGUGAGGCGGGAGAAGGCCGCGGGCCGGGAGAGAGAGCGGACGGCGAGAACGACAUGCCGGCCAGCGACGCGUGCGAAGCGGAGCUGGAAAAUCCCGCGGACAAAGACAUUCUGGAAGCCUCCAGAUACCCCGCAGAUGGGUCAGACGAGGACCGCGCGUGCUACUGGCUGUCGGUGUGCGAGGUCGAGACCAGGCGGUGUCUUUUGAAGGCUCUCUUGAAGGACUUUUACGUCAUGACGAUGCGACAGGGUCUGCACACGGCGGCGCUUGGAAACGGGAGACAGCCGCCCGCGUUCCUGGACCUCUUCACGGAGACUUCUCAGCUCACGGCCCUGUGCAAAGACAUCAUUCUGCUGCCGCAGUGGUUCGGCCUCGGCUGCGUCUCCUCGCUGUUGACGUCGCUCUCGGAGGUGAUCUCCGACGACCCCCUGUGUCUGUCGUCUCUCUCGUCGCUUGGUCUCGUUCCUCUGCUGCUCUCUUCCCUGACGGAAGCUCACCUGCGAAACGAUCAAGUUCUCGGCUCCAUCGGUCCCUUCCUGUCGUCCCUCGUUCUCCACCCGACCGGAGUGCAACUGCUGCAGCGCGCGCGGCCCGGGGGCCUCCAUCUUGGCUCAGACGCCGUUUCCCGCCCCGCCUCUCGCCCUGCGCUCGCCGAUGCCUCGGCCGCGCCGACGCUCUCCAUGGCGAGCGGGCUGGUCCUCGCGGGCCAGGCCUUGGAGGUCGAGCGCGCAGCUAAGGCGCUCGAGAGACAAGUGGCGAAUGCGGGGUCCGGGGCAUCCGCGAACGCCGACUCCACCGACCCUCAGAGAUGGAGUGUAUCGACACUGCUCAUGCGGGCGACCGCAGCGCCGCAAGCGGUGCUCCUCGACCGCUUCGGAGAAUCCGCUGCAGGGCUCGGAAGCUCCCUGGAUGAAGUUUUGCGCAGCGUCGCGGCUGCAGCGUCGUCGUCCUCGGCAGCAUCCGACACGUGCACGUCUUUCGUCGAGCACCUUCUCGUGCUUCUUCGACACCUCAAGAGUCAGGAGCGGCGCCUCCCGCUGUGGCGACCUGUCCCCCCUGAGGAGGCCGAGCGACGGAUCGAAGCCUCCAAAUACUUGCGCCCGCUCCUCUUGGCAGACCUCGAGUUGCCUCCUGCGCCUCCCUCGCUGUGGCUGGCGGACCGUCUGGCGAAUGUGGGGAAGUUGCUCGGGACGUUUCUUCAGAACUCGGAGACGCUCCGGUGUUUCAUCGCCAAGGGCGGCGUGUCUCUGCUUCUCUCUCUGUGUUCGUCUCCGUCUCUUCCGCCGGCCUUUCUUCACCUCUACCCCCAGCAUCCACUCGUCGUCACGCUCCGCUACGUCGCCUCUGCGUCCUUCUCGCUUCCUCACCUCCUCCUGCAACUUCUUCUCCUCGCCAGGGCGUCCAAAAACACCGAGCAGCUCGGCAACCUCGCGGAGACUUGGACGCUGGACCGGUGGCCCGAGACGGGGGGUGUGCCGCCGGCGCUGAUGCACGGCCAGCGCGGACGCCGGGCGUCUCUCUCGUCGUCGGGACUCUCCGAGACGGCGAGGGGCGAGAAAAUGGUUUCCCUCGCAGACAAGAAGGCUCUCAUUGCCUCAGUGGAUGCGUGCUCGAGUGCGCUGCAGGUGGCGGCGAUGCUCGGGCGCGAGCUAGGCCAGGCCUACAGCGUGGGCCUGACCACGCGGUUUGCGUCGCACCACCAGCUGUUUCUUCUUCAGCACCUCGGUCACCUUCUUCUUCAGCUGCAGCGCGUCACCCCGUUUGCGCUGCGGCUUCUCUACGCAGCGGCGCCGCCGCUCUCCGACGCCGAGGGAACUCCGUCGCUCCUCAGCAGCCGCCACAACGCCCACGAACACCCUGCGAUUCGCGCAAGCAAGUACAUCGCUCAGAACGCGAGCAAGUCGUCGUACGCAACUGCGAACGACUCGCUUCUCCUCUCCAGCAACGACAUGCUGUGGAGCAGCUUAGUCGAAUACGCCUACAGUGUCCCUGCCGAGAGCGGCACAGGCGAAAACGCGCACGCGAAGGUGGAGACGGCCGACACCGACAGGCGACCGCCUGCUGGGGGCGCGAGGGGCGAGGCCCGAGAAGGCCUAAAGCAAGGAGACCUGUCUGUGGACAUGGAAGAGGAAAGGAAAGAGAGGGAGAAGCCGGGACGGCAAGGCGAAGACGCCGGACGGACAGACGGACGAAGAGACGAAGGCACACCCAGGGAUGACGCCCAUGCACGAAUCUCGACGGAAGCUGCAGAAUCCCCUAUUGUUCUGACCGAGACCCUCCGGGGCAUGCUCCAAACUGUCCGGGCCAUCGUCGUCAACGCAAGUCGCAUGCUGAACACGAAUGCAAUUCGCAGCAAAGGCGGGACCCCACAGCAGCAGCAGAUCCACCUGCAGGUUGCACAGCUUCACUGUCUUUCUAUCGGGUUGCAGUGUCGGGAUCUCCUGCGGCCUGUCCCUUUGGUGCCGUUGCCCACACGUCUCCUGUGUCCCUGCGAGGAGACAGGAGGGGCGCGUGAGGACGCCGCGGACGCUCCGACGGAGAGCGAGGUAGGAGCUGGCUCUAGCGGUGAGGCCGUGCAGGACGGCGAGGCGAAACAGGAAGAGCGAGCGACGGGGGUCGGCAAGAGCCACCGGGGAGUGCAGCCGCGAGAAGAAAAGGACGGCGAAGAACCGAUGGGCGAGGCGGCGCGACCUGCGAAAGAAUCCGCGAAAGCGCGAGCAGGGACGACCGUCGUGAUUGAGGGUCUCGGCGUCAUUAGCACCCUCGCUUACAUCUGCGACGUCCUGGACUGGCUCUACAAGCUGCAUGUCGACGAAAAGAACCGCGGCCUUCUCCUGACCAUGACUUUUGACGCCUUCCACAAGGUUGGAGGCGUCACGCAGCUGAUGCGCGUGGUGGACUACGCCUUCGCCGUCAACCUGACAGUUCACUGUUUCUUUGCGCGGCGCGCCUUCACGGCGGGUGUCGCGGUGGAGGGCGAUGAGGGGAGACAGUCCCCAUUGCUGUCGUUGGAGGCGCUGCUGCCGCUCUUUCUCUUCCAGGACGAGACCAAGAGGCGGAGAUCUUUCACGGGCGACGACGAGAGCGAGAUCCCGUUGUCCUGUUUCUCGGCGUCCAGCAGAUCCGAGGGUGCCGAGGACACAGGCGCGAAGAACGGCCGGAAGCGAGAAGGAAGCGUCGAGAGGAGAGAGGCGAAGAAGGCCGCGCCCUGCGAGGAAGACGCGGCGGCCGAGAGGCGGCGCACAGCGUUUCUGAGCUGGAUGCGCGAACUGAUGAAGAAGUUCGACGAACUGCCUGAAAGCCAAAUGAAGAUCGUCCGUGACCUCGCGAGCAAAUGCCUCCAGUGUGCACUCGCGUACUGCGACAAAAUCACGUCUUGGAAACGGUGCUUGAAUUCCCCAGUAUCGCAGUUUCUUCAGGGAAAUUUGGAGCGGCCUUCGUACUUCCAGCGCAUGCAAGAGCCUCAGGGAGUCCGCAGUUCGGCAGAUCCGAGCUCGUCGCCCUCUUCACCCUCUGCGUCAAGGGGCGAGGCUGCUGCUGCUCUCGGCGGCGCUGGGGAAGCGAGCAGUGUAGAGGAAGGAAAUUCUGGUCAAACGGUGUCGAGCGCGGUGGGAGGGAACGAGGGUGCCUGGGCGCCGGAGGGGACCUCGACAUCGGCUGGCGAGAAAAAGGAAGCGCAACCGUCCCUUGGUUUCUCGUACACUCCCGAAGGCAUUCACCAGGCCUAUCUGCGCCUCCAGGCCAACGGCGCGCAAACCUCUCAGGCAGCUGCGGCUGUGCCGCGUCUCCUUCCUCACGAGGACUUCGGAACCUGCGACGUCGUCGGGCUCCUGCGCUCCGUUCAGUGCGAUGCGACUGCCCAUGUGCUGGUUUGGUGGUCCUUGGCUGCCAAGUGUGGGGCGUCUCCGCGUCUUCCGGACGACCCCGCCGUGCUCGCGCUCGCCUCCCCGGCGUCGCUGGCCGGAGGCGGCAAAGGGACGGGUCCGGCGGGCUCUCUUGCGGCGCGGCGUCUGCAUGCGCAGCAGCAGGUCGCCGAGGCCCUCGUCGCGACGACUGUGGGGCGACACAAAGGAGACAGAGGGAGCGGAGACAGAGGGGACGGAGACAAAGAGCGAGACGCGCGGGACAGGACUCGGAAGGCGGGCGAUCACGACGACGUGGAGAAACACGUCUCCGAGAAAGACUGGCUCUUGGGGCCUCUCCUCGCUCCCUUCUUGCAACGCGUCACAGGCUUUGCCCACAAGAUCACCUACCACCUUUUCGAUACAAUGACUCCGCAGCGGCGCGCGUGGAUCUACAGCGUCUUCAUGGACUUGCCGCCGCCCUCUCGGACGGGGACGGGUCCCUACGGCUCCGGCGCGGCGGGGGCGACUGCGUCUGGAGGGCGAGCGAGCGCGGGCGGCGCGGGGCGCGGCUCUUUGCAUGCGCGGCGCGCAGCGGUCCUCCGGGCGGCCAUGGUGGAGCAGCUAACGGAGAUGGGUUUCGACGAGGGCCUAGCUCAGCGCGCGGUCGACGCAACGAACGGCCGAAGCAUCGAGCUCGCCAUGGAAUGGCUCUUUGAGCGGCAGCGCGAAGAAGAAGCUGCGGCCUCUACGGGACCGUCAUCGACGGUUGUGGCGAAUGCGAGUCCACCUGGAGCGGGUGGAGAGAGCGCGAGCGCUGGCAGCCCAAAUCGGGACGGCCCGCACUCUGUGGGGUCUGGACCUGGAGACGAAAGGCCGCCCGCAGGCAGUGGCGCCGAACGUUCCGGGCCCUCUUUGGGAGCGGAGAGCGGCUCCACAUCAGGGACGGCGCCCGCCUCGGGAACGGAGACAGAGACGCGGAGUGAGAGCUACUCGCAGGCCAGCAGCACGCCGGGCUCCGCAGGUGCGGGCGAGGCAGCCUCUGCGGCGUCUCCGACCGCGACAGAGACAGCCGAAGACACCUCGCGGCCAGACGGCCCCCCGACGCCGGGAGGCUCGCAGGCAUCGAGCCCGUCUCGCCAGGGCCCGAGGGCUGGCGCGCGCCUGUCGACGGGGUCGCAGCCACCGUCUCCGUCUUCGGCGCACGCCCAGACUGCGUCGCCUCUCGCCUCGUCGCGGGCCGCGGCGGUCGCGGCGGCGUCGGCCUUGAUGGGCGAGGUGGGUCCCUCUUUCGACUACUUUGGUGCCUUUUUGCUCCCCAGCUUAAGCGCAGACGAGAGUGUCUCCAGCGCGUCGGAGCUCGCAAACGUCACGCGCGCUCUUGUGGCCGCAAUCACGGGCGGCGCAGGGGCGACGCCGGGGGCGAGUCCGAGCUUCGGACGCAGCCUCUCUUCCUCGGCCUUCUACGGGUUCGGGGGUUCGCGGGGCGGGCGCAGCUCAACGGGUGCAAGCGACAGAGGCACGGGCCAGGCGACAGAGGCUCUGUUUUUCGUGGCAGCUUCGGCGUCUCUGGCUGGCCGCCUCGAGCUGGACGAGGCCUGGACCGGCGGAAGUCGCGGGGAGAGACUGGGCGCGGAGGCGACAAGCGAGGAGGCAGGCGAGGCGAUGUCGGAGACAGCGAGAAGGCCAGAGGCGGCAGCCUCCGAAAAAGAGACACAGAAAAGCGGCGAGGCUGCAAGAGAGGUCCGUUGCCGCACCGCGGUGUGGGAUGGAUCGAUCUCGACGCAUAUCAGCGACCGGGAGGCUCUGGAAUUCGCGGAGAAGCUGAGGAGACAGAUCGUUCCGCAGCUCCUCAACCUCGUCUGCGUGCUGCCGCAGAGCGUGUCUUCGCUCUGUGAGGCCCUCAUGAAACUCCUCGGCGCCCCGCUGGAUCUGUCCGUGGACUCGAAGCGCGGACACGCAGAGACACCCGAAGCGGGAGACAAGAGAGAGGAAGGCGACCGAGAGACCAAGCGUCGGGAGGCUGACGACAAGCCGGCGCCAGGAGCCGGAGGCCCGGAGGGCGACGCCUCACAGCAAGGCACCACGCCGGCGAGCCAAGAAGGAAAAGAACCUCGGCAUGAAACGGGACAUGGCGCCUCGGAUUCGAAGCAAGGACCUUUCGAGAAAUCCGCGACGGGCGCAGAGACUUUGGAAGCCGGAACGUCUCUCUCGCCAGCUGUCCUGCUCCAGCAGAUGGGCGAGCGCAAUCUGUUUGUGGCCAUGCGGCUGUUGACCUCACGUCUUCUCCACCUCCGGCAGCUCUGCCUGUGUGUCCCCGAUCUCGCGUUCCGUCUUCCUGCGCUGCCUUCGUUCUUCUGCGCGAACGCCGCACCGUCGCUCCGGGCUGGGGACGCCGACUUCCAGGACGCUGUCUCCGACUCUGGCGGCGUCUCCAAACUGUGGGGUUUCCGGGCGGCCCUUCUUGCCCUCCGGCUUCAGCAGCAACUGUACGGCACGUGCUUCCUUCUCGCUCACCUACUGCAUCGCAAGCGCCACGCGAAGGGAAUGUUGUUGGCCGUCUUCCACGCGACGGCUGCGCUGAUGCGCCGCAGAAGCGCCGGCGACAGGGACGAGCUUCCGGGGAAGAAGGCGGCGCUCAAGGGCGCGCAGACGGCUGCGGCCAAACCGGCUGCGGGCGUUGCGUCGUCGCUCGCAAAGAAGGGGGAGCGCGGGAGUGCGCCCGACUCGAGAAACUUGCAUGCCUCCUUGCAUGCGGCGCUGCAGGGGUCGGGCCUCGGUGCGAGAGGCGCACCUGCGGAGAAAGGAAGGACAGGAGGUGGGGGAGGUCGAGAACGCGAAGGGUGGAUCAGCGCAGCAGCCACGCUCGGCUGCAACCAUCCGGUCGGCAUCUUCUGGAAACUGAUCGCCUCCAGCCUCUCUGAAGAGGCCCUUGUUGCUUCUGCGCACCCCUUCUAUUUGUCGGAGACCAAGGGCGUUUUCCUUUUCCCGCAGCUGUUCAGGGAUGCGUCAGCUGCGAGUGGCGGCGCCGCGCUUGCAGGAGACGGCCGCUCGGGUUCUUCUCUCGCGAGAGAACCUGGAGUCAAAACCGAGGGCGAACCGCGAACGUCUGCUGGAUGCGCGGCAGGAGCAGCCGCGCCUGUUCUCCCGAUUGCUUCCUGGUGCUUACUCGAUCUCCCUGCCACACCGGCAGCGUCUCCCUCCUCUUCCGCGCCACUAAUGACCGAUGCCAAAGUGGCGUCGAUUGUCCCGUUCCCGUCUGGCCCUCAAAUCCCGCUGUGCUGUCGCUCCGCGCCUGCCUGUUCUUGCGCAGCUGCCGCUCCAACGUGUUUGGCUGCGGCGGUGCCGGCGACCGCGCGCCCACCCCCCUUCAUUCUCCCAGCCCUGCUGUGCGUUCAGGAGCUGUUGCCUCUCUACCUGCUUCACGAGCGUCCAGCGACUCCUCCCGUGACUUCCUCGCAUGCGCAUGCAGGCGGUGUCGAGACAGGCGGCGCUGGAGAACCGCAUCGGCCGGCGCGCUCUCGCGCGUCUUCUCGCCCCGCCGCACCUGCCGCUUCAGAAGGGAAAGCAAAAACAGGCCGUGGGCACCCUGCCGCGUCUUCAGAUCACCCAGGCCUUCUUCCCAGCGCGCUACGUGCAAGUUCCUUACAGGGCUCCGCCUCAGCGUCGAGCCAGAAUGCAGGCUCCGGCUCUCUCGCCUCCUCUGCUGGAGGAGCUGGGCUGAAAGAGAGAGAGACAGCUCCCGGCGGCCCGGAGGGAGACGGGGCGGGCAGUCUCGCGCCGACGAGUGGGAGUCCGGGGCGCGUGCUGGCGGCGCAGGAGCAAAAGCAAAUCGUCGGAAGCUGCCUGGACCUCCUGCAUUUCUACCCGGGUGUCGACGGAGACACCACUCUCGCCGUCCUGCAGAUCCUCCAGCACCUCACAGUUGUCCCCUCGAACGCUCUUCACCUUCUUCUGUAUACACCAAAGGGCAGUCUCCUCUCUCUUCCAUCGGGAGGCAGAUCGGAAGAAAGAGACGAGCCGGAGGAUGCCGUCAUGGGUGAAGGGGACGGGGCUGGAGACUCCAAAUGUGGGGUUUCGCAUACGCCUUCGAUCUCUUCGGCGGCCGCGUUGGGCCCCUCGCGGUCUUCGGUCUGCUCCAAGUUCCUCUCGUGCAAGCUGGCGUCUCUCCCCUUCUUCUCCAUCUCCGCAGCGCUCGCGCACGCCACGUCGUCGCUCGAAACGCACACCUCUCUGCUGCCGAAUCCCCCAAGGCUUCUGGCUUCUCAGCCGGAGACGCAUGCAAAAGAGGGAGGCAAAGAGAAUCCCAGAGUGCUCGCGAGCGGUGACGCGGUGUGCGGCGAGCGAGCAGCGAGCGGGGCCCUGGGGGGCGGCCUGGGUCUUCUCCUGAGUGUGCCGAGGACGGCGGGAUGCAGCGGAAUGCUCAGUCUCAUCCAGCAGAUCGUGUCGCAUGCUUGCGAAGAACAGUCGGUCUUGGCGGCCUUCAUUGAGAACGAAAUCCGACACCUCUUCAAGCGGGCGCAACUCGCGAGCAGGACUUUGUACAGACGGGUUCAUGGAGCCCCGCCGCCGACGGCGGAGGAGGAGAACCUGCGGCCACUGGUGCCUGCGGAGGCGAUCCUCGAGACGCUCCAUCCGUUCGUGCAGCGGGCGCCGGCGCUCGUGGAGCAGAUUCUUCGCGCGUGCUGUCAGUUCUGUUCCACUGCGUCGGCGCCUCGCGGAGAAGACGGCGAAGGCGGGCGCGGGAAGAAGACUGCUGGCCCGCUGCAGGCUGCCGACCAGAGACAGUCGGAGGGACUCGGAGACCCCGAGGGAGGUGCGUGCUCUCGCAGGUCGGCGAGAAACGACGAGAAGAGGAGUCCGCCGUCGGCCGCCGUGACGCCCGGGCCCGAAGGCGAGCGAGGGCCGCAAGACCCGGCGAAGACUGGGGAAGAGCAGGCUGGUCCCGUCGCUUCGCAGAGUGGAGGUGUAGGCGAGGCGAGCGAGGUGGAUGUCCACAUGGAGGGCGCGGGAGAGGUGUUUGGGGAGAGGGAUGGAGGUUCGGGGAAGAACAAUCGUGAGCAAGGGCCGACCGCGGAAGAGACGGAACAGACAGCAGGGAAGGACUCUGAGAAAUCCACCCUCCUGCCGCAGCCACCCGAGGCGAUUCCGUGCGGGAUCUACGUCGGGCACAAGAAGGGACACGUGUUCCGCCGAGGUCUCCAGGGAGUUGGCUACUACCCAGAAGGUGAGACUGAGCAGAGUGCAGGGGAGGGGAAGGGAGAAGAGCCCGUCGUGCUUCUUCGGUGGUUGGAAGACCACGAACGCCCACAGACGCAUCCGCACCAGAAGAGAGUGAAGCGGCUGCUUUUCCAGGCUCGGAAGAGCCCGAGUGUCGCCGCCAUUCUCAUGGGUGUGCUGACCGACUACUCAGUGAUGUUCUUGAACGUCGAGGCGAUGACGCGCCUGGCGUCGGCGCCGCUUCAGCAAAGCAAGGAGAAGGGCGAGGCCAAAGGUUCGGAGCCGUCGGACAAGAGAGCGAACGGAGACGGCGCAGGCGAUUCGAACGGACAGGAUGCGGGAAAGCCCGGCGAGAACGAAAAAGCCGGCGAGAAGCGGAAGGAGGACGCGGACGGCGUGUCAGGGGCGUGGAGGAGUCUCGACGCUGUUCUCCGUCCGAGAGCCUUGAGAGAAGACAACAGCUGGGCGUCGAAUGUCAGGCCCAUGUACCCGUUUGCCUUGACUGCCGACUCGCUCUUCUACAUCAUGAUUCAACUGAUUAGCUCGUACCCGUCGGUCCUUCCUCUCCUGUGCAAGACGAUGCCGCUUGUCUCGCCCGCUUCGUCUGGGGCCUUGCUCGACACGGGCCCUCUCCAGGAAGGCCGUCCAGGGAGAGAGAAGGAGCGCGGCGACGACGGGGCUGGUGCGCCGAGAGGCGAUGACCCCGCCGACCUCGUCUCGCCAGACGGGAAAGGCAAGAUGCCAGUCCCGCUCUCCGUCCCGCGGCCGCCGCUCCACAAAGGGAGAGGCGGGCCCCACCACGCGGGCGCGCCUUCGCUGGAGUCGGCUGCCUCGUUGGCGGGCGUGGACGCCGCGGGACACUCCCGAGACAACCCCCAUUCUGGCGCGGCUGCGGGCGGGGCGAGUCCGGCUUCCGGGACUCCAGGGGCGGAGAUGAUUCGUCUGUAUCUGCCGCAGUCGCCUCCGUGGGCCUUCACGAGCUCCUUGCCGUCGCUGGUUGGCGACUCGGCCUCCGCGCCCAGCGGCUUCGACCUCAGCCGCGCGCUCCUGCACUCGCACCACGGCCCGCUCUCUGCGGGGCCCGAGCGGCGCGGCAGCUGCGUGGCCCGCGGAGAGAAGAAAGAGGAGGGCGCGAAUGCGCCAGGAUCGGGCGGCAGUUCCACCGCGCGUUCAGGAGGCGCAGACGACAAGGAGGCUUUCGCCUCGUUCGCGUCGGAAGCCUGCGAGGCGGCUGUCUCGCCCUGUGGGGGCGGGGCGCCUGCGUCUCAGAGCGGCGCCCAUAGUUCGGUCUCUUCCGCGCCUGUGCGCCCGUUUUUGUUGGACUAUCUGUUGCGGGACGUCUUCUCCCGCCUGCUGACCCUCACGCUGCCGCCCUUUGCUUGCACAGACAAAACGUACGCGGCCGCCCUGGAGCUCCAGCGCGAAAAGAAGCUGCCUGCGUCUUCGCUGGCGCUCGGGAACAGCCCCGCAUUGGUCGCGCUGAACCAUUUCCUCCAACUCCUCGGCGCGAUGGCGUGCUGCAGCCUGGAAAUCCGGAAGAUCCUCUUCCAGCAAGUCAGCGGAGCACUCACGUCGCUGGCGAGAGGCGUCUGCUUCGCCUCGUUCCCGGCGCUGCUCAAGAAGGGCCGGGAACGCCCCGAGAGCGCAGGCGACGCCGUUUUCGACAUCGAACAGGACGUCCUGAGGUCCCAGCAGAGAGAACAGAUCCAGUUGCUUGCGGCCGAAGAGCGGCGCGGCGCGGAAGGCGCCGACUGCUAUGCGCUCGCCGCCGCGGUUGCCUCAGCGGCCGCCACCGGAAACAACGCCCGGGGCUCUGGGACGAAGGACGGCGCGCGAAGGGGCUCGACGCAUGCGCAUCUGGCGAAGGCGCUGGGACUUCCUGGUGUCGCUGGCCACCCGUUCGCGGCUUCUGCGGGCGCGUCCCUCUUCCCCGGGGCGAUGCGGGGCGACAAGGAGACGCGCGAGAGCCACGCGUCGAACUCUGUUGUCUUGAUGCAGUAUCUCCUGCCGGCGGACUUGCAAGUCACAGCCUUCUACACGCUGUCGUCGCUGCUCUACCGCCUCUUCACCCUUCCAAAAGACCUCCCGCCAAACCCCCUGCUUCUCCCCCUGUCCUCUUCGCCCCCGCCGCACGAGAACGCGGAGGGGAACUCCAACUCGGCCAGUGCGAGUCGCGGCCCCGGAAACGGCGGGUCAGGCGCGUGCUCCGGUCGGGGAGGCCGCAGAGACGACGACGAAGAAUCCGAUGGAAGUGCUUCGUCGUCGAGCGGCGCGUCCUCGGGAGGACGCGUAGCCGGGUCGAGAGCGGCACCGCCUGACGGUGCGCGAGAAGGCCGAGCCGGCGGGGCGUCUAGCGGAUUCCGGGAAAGGGCUGCGUCGAUGCUGGACAGCGGUGAUGGUGAGAGUGGAGCGCACGACCCGCGAGAAGGCCCUGAAGGGGACGCAGUGUCCCUGGCAGAUGCGGGACUGCCUCCAACUACAUGUUUGUCAGUGAGCAGCAGUCAAGCCUCUUCUUCGCGACACCAGGGAGGAGGGGGACGGUCGGCGUCGUCGAGAAGCACGCCGAGUGACAGUCGCUCUUCUGCUUCGCGGUCUCCAGGCUCCGGCUCGUCGGGAGAAGGAGACGGAGACCCCCCGAAGCGCCCGGCUGCGGCGAAUCUCUUCUCGGGCGGCAACUGUAAAAACGACGCUUCUGGUCAGGGGGGAUCGGCGCGGCCUGUGCCGGCGCCGGCCCCGACGCCGUCGCUGAAGAGCCAGUACGGGCUGUCUUUGGACGAUAUGCAGCGUCUCCGAGACUCGCUUUCGCUCUUUCUCUUUCAACUGCCGUUGCACAGCGAAGACGCCUUUGUCUCAGUCACGAUUGCAGUGCGCUGCCUCGCGUUUUUGACGUCCCCGGAGCUCAUGGGUCUGCCGGUGGCCCGCGACGCGCCCCAGAAGGACCGCGUGCGAGGCAAGGCGGCGGCGGAGAGGCGCGGGGGGAGGCCAAGCGCGGAACCCGUCAGCGCCGAGGAAGAAGAUGAGGAAGAUGAAGACGACGAGGAAGACGAUGAUGAAGAGGACGACAGUGAACAGGAUGAGGACGAAGAUGACUGGGACAUUGAGGAAGAGCCCGAGGAGGAAGACGAAGACGGCGACGUGGCGCUUCAGUGCGAAUUGUUCGAUUUGGAGGACGACGACGACGAUGAGGACGAUGAAGACGAUGAGAUGGCUGGGGAAGACGAUGACGAGGCGGUAGGUCUCACGGAGGACGAAGAAGAGGAAGAAGUCGACGCAGACUCCGCGGAGAGUGAAGACGACGAAGCGCCGGCAGCGGCGGGCGCGGGCCUGACGAGCACGCGGGAGUUGCCGCAUGAGGUUGAGGAAGAAGAAGAGCUUCUUCGCGAAACAGGCGAAGUGGAGGAAGAAGAAGAUGAAGAAGAGGAUGAGGAAGACGAGGAAGACGACGACGACGCGCCGAGAAUCCGGGAGCGCGGCGACCUGGAUUACGAGGAACUCCUCGAUGAGGAAGACGAAGACGACGAGUUGCAACCCCACGAAGAAGAAGCCCUGAUGGAGGACGAUGUCUCCGACCUCGUCUCCUCGCUCACUGGGGCCCGAAGAAGGCGAGACGCAGGCGACGGCGACUCCUCGCCAGACGCAAGCAGCGACGACGAAGGCCCCCCGGAUCUUGGAGAAGACGAGCACGAGGGCGACGACACGGACAGCGCGUCUGACGAGGCGCCCGACUUGGCGGAAGAUGAAAUUUCGGCGGCAGGACCACAUUUGGACGGUGCGGCAAGCGGGUCUGGAGCUUCUUCGACGGCGGAGACGAGCGCGUCUUCCGCGUUGGCCGUCGCGGGCACCUCGGAGGCGUCGGCAAGCGGCCAGGGAGGCGAGGCGUCUCGGGGGACUCGGCUUCGCUUCCUCGGGUCGUCCGCGGCCGGGGAGGAGGAGACAGGCCUCCCCGGCGCCUUCGCUGUCUCGGGCGCGCCUUCGGAGACACCGGGUCCGCUUCCGGGCAGCGCGCGUCCGCCCGCGUCGAGCUUGCCGGGCUUUUCCCCGGAUGAUUUGGACGACGAGGACGACGACCUCGACGAAGACGACGACGAGGAAGACGACGACGCAGAUGAGCUCCGCUUCCAUUUCCAUCUCUCCGCAGACGCUCACCGAGAACUCGUCUCGGCUGUUCGCGGGGUCGUGUCUGGCCGCCGCCACGGCACAGGCCGCGACGGCUUCGACGACGAGUUCUCCGUUGACGUGCACUUGGGCUCUUCUCAGCGCUCGAGCAGCGGGCCCUUGGCGGGGCGAGUCUCCGCGGGGGGCGCCGGAGACAGAGGGCGCGACGCUGGGGCCCGCGGCUUGGGCGGCGCGGCCUCGAACUUCUUCCGGACGCAUGCGGCAGGCGGAGACGGUGGCCUGGGCGGCAGCGCCGGCGCGGCGCAUUUCUUCAUUGGCCGAGGCGGCGGCUUCGGCGCGCAAGCAGCCGGCGGGAGUGCGCGCUCGCCGUUCUUGGCCACGCCGCAGGCCUCGGCGUUUGCGUCCUAUUUGGGCAACCCCGCCGGAGGCUCUGCCGCGGUCUCGCUUCUCGGCACCCCGGGCUUGGGCUCGAUCCUCGACGCGGCGCUGGCAGGCACUGCGCAGACUGGUGCGCACCCGACGCUGGCGACGCUCACGGGUCAGGCUGGGACCCAGCAGUGGACAAGUUGGGACGUCUCUGCGAUACCUGCCGAGCAUCCGCUGUUUUCUUCAGUGUACCGGAGCGCGAACCACACUUCGACUUCGGCCUCGCCAGCCCCGGGCGCGUCUGCUGCUGGGGGGGGUGCGCUGGGCGGCGCAGGGACAGAUCGGGGCGCCGCGGCGUUUUCCGGCGCGCGCGGGAGUGGGGCUGGAAGGCCAGCGAGUGGGCGCGAAGGCCGGAUCAACGAACGGUUCCUCAUUCAGCACUUGCUCGAGGAUCUGUCUCAAGCCCUCGGCACGGAGAGUGCCAGGACGCCGCCCAGUGGAGGCUCGACCACGCGCCGCCUCACGUCCUCGUCCUCUCAAAAUCUGGAGUCACCGCGCCAAGGCGCAGCCGGCUCAGGCCGGAGCGCGGGAGAAGGGGAAGAAGGCCGACCUGGCCAGGACCUCGAGGGGAGACCGCGAAGAGAUGGUGGACGCGAAGACGGCGUCGGCUUCGAGUCGCUUUACCACGUGAACUUCUUCGAAGAAGUCGAGCACGCGCACCAACAGCGCCUGGCCACCGCUGCUGUUCUCUCGCGGCUCGCCGCCACGGGAGGCAGCGGCGCCUUCCUCAGUCUGGAGGCGGUGCCGUUCCCCGUCGCCGCGACCCCGCCCACGCAGCCCGAGGACCACGAGUGGGGCGAGGAGACAGGCGAGAGAGAAGAAGAGAUGGAUGCCGCGCCGGCUGCCGAGCACGGGGAAGGCGCGAGCCCUGCGGAAGAGGGACAGGGGACAGACUCAACUUUGGGGGCCGGCGAGGGCGAGACCCCAGCGGAAACGGCGCUGACGGGAGCGUCGGCGGUUGCAUCGGCAGCUGCAUCUGCGACGGCAUCGGCAGCUGCAUCGGCGACGGCAUCGGCAGCUGCAUCGGCGGUCGCAUCGGCGGCGGCGUCGGCAGCUGCAUCGGCGGUCGCAUCGGCUUCCACUCAGUCUCAGAGACCGGCCGAAGAGCGCGCGCUGGCCCGAGCGGCCAUGGACGUGGACGUGGCUCCUUUCGCUCCGGAAGAAGCUGCUUCCGCUUCCCGAGGCAGAGAAGAAAUGGAGGUCGACAUGCCGGAGGCCUCGCGCGCUCCGGUUCAGGCCCCGCAGAACGAGGCAGAGAGGUCGGAGAGGACCGAGCGGAGGGAAGUGGACGAGACGGGCGAAGAAUCGGACGAAAGGAUCCUCCAGCGUGCGAUUCAGGCUUCCAUGGCCACAGACGAAGCGCCAACCGCAGACGCCGCUGCAGGCGGAAAUGAACACCCCGCCACUACCUCUGCUUCGUCCUCUUCCUCGUCUACCUCCUCCCCUUCUCCUUCUUCCUCUUCUUCCUCUUCUUCCUCUUCUUCCUCUUCUUCCUCUUCUCCUUCGUCGUCGCCGGAGGAAGGGGGUGGUCCCCUUGCUCCGUUGGCCCGAGCUUUAGGACUGACGGAGGCGCAGCUGUUUGACGCGGCCGGGAUGGAUCCAUCCUUCCUGGAGGCGCUUCCGGAGGACCUGAGGGAGGAGAUCGUCGUGCAGCAACUGCGGCAAUUGACGUUGCAAGCUGUCGAGCAGCGGCGGUCGGAAAACGAGAAUCUUUCGGAUUCUGCCUCGUCUCCGGCGUCUGCGCCCCCCGCGACCGCAGAACGCGGAGAGGCAGAAGGCGCCCAGCCGCCCGCCAGUGGAGGCUCUGGCCCCACACAGCCGGUCUCGGGUUCUCGUCGCCCCGGCAUUGCACCACCGCUGAGUGAGAUUCGCCGGGAAUAUCUCAGUGCGUUGCCGUCGGCACUGCGUCAGCAAGUGAUCGCGGCGUGUCGGCGCGCGACCGAGCAGGACGGGGCUGCGCCCGGCGAAGGCAGUCAGCGGGUGGCCUCUCAGGAGCAAAGCGACGCAGGGACGGACCUCGACAACGCGACGUUCCUGGCGACGCUGGACCCGGCGCUGCGGCAGGAAGUUCUCCUCACGGCGGGCAGCGACUUCCUCCGCACCUUGCCCACAGAGGUCAUGGCCGAGGCGUCCCUGCUGCGCGAGCGCGUUCUCCACCGCUCCCAGCACGCCCGGAGCGCCGGCGGGCGCGACCGCGGCGCAGCGUCGCAGGGGCGAGACGGCGAGAGAGCCCGCAGCGGGAACGCGUCGGCGCACGGCCGCGGAGACCGCGAACGCGAACGGGCGGGUCUCCAGCACUUCCUCGGAUUUAUUCGCGGGAACAACGCAGGCGGCGCGGGGAGCGCGAACGGCGCCGGGCGGCUGUUCUACGGCGUGGACGUGAGAGGCGCGAACGCCGCGGGGGCCUCCAGCGGCGCAGGCCAGCCCGCCUCGCGGGGACGGGGCGCGAACGGAGCGGCGAGUUCGUCGCAGAGUCGAGGCGGACCGGCUGCUGGGAACGGGGCGGCCGGACAGGCACCGAUCUUUGCCUUCAACCGCGCGAACGGUUUCGACGGCGGGGCUGAGAACUUGCUCGGCGAACGCGGGACUGGCGACUUGUACUUGGCGGGCUUAUUCGACUUCCUCGACUCCCAGAUCUUGCAGGGCGGCCAGUUCAACUCUCUGGACGAGAACGGCAGAGCCGCGCUGGGUCGCCUGCAGAGCCGAGGCGGCGCGGCGCCCUUGUUCGGCGUCCACAGCUUCGUCUCGCCGUCCGGUGAGGACGCGGGGGGUGUGGGCGCAGCUGGCGGUCGGGGGCGGUCCAGUGAGCGCGAGGGCGCGGCCUUCUUGGGCACGCGAGGCGUCCGCGGCGGCGCGGGCCUCGGCGAAGGCCGGAAUCUUGCUUUGUCUGCCUCUGGAAAUCUGCAGGCGGAGAAUCCGCCGUCGUCGCUCUCGGGGACACCCGCGAGCCCGGCCGGGGCGGGCGCCGACGCGCUCGCGCUCCCUCGAGGCGCCCAAGCUGCUGCCCGAGCGUUCCAGGGCGACCGCCAACUGUACACGUCCAACUCGACUCUCGAGCGGUUCCUGCAAGGCACGUGGGCGGCGAUCGCCGCUGCGGCGUCCAACUCGCCCUCCUUCGGAGGCGUGACCAUUUCGGGGAUUCCUUCGUCUCGCAGCGCCUUGAUUGUGAAUCCGAGCUCUUCGACGUACCCUUCCUUCCUCAUCGGAGCCGGCGUCGCGCCGGGGAACCAGGCCGUCUCUGCGCAGGCGAGCGGAGCCGCGAACCCGCUGUCGGGCGUCCCUUUGGGCCUCUUUGGCGUGCCGCACUCAGCCGGCGCGGGCCAGGUGAAUGUGCUCCUGCCGCGCGCCCUUCUGGGACAGAGCAGCGGGAACCUUCUCUCGCUCUUGUCCUCUUCGAUUCUCGGCGCAGGGGGGCGCCCGGCGAUGGUGGCGAGUGGACGCGACUUGCUCGGCGACGGUUUGAGCUUCGCGGCGACCUCGGGCGGAGGCCUGUCCGGGACGGUCGUGACGCGGCCCGACGGCGUCGUCGACGGCCUCUCGGCGCUGAACGAGUGGCUGCUCUUGUCUCCCCCUCUGAACGCCUCGGGGCAUCCGUCCUUCGCCUCUGGGCUCCAGAGCGACAGAGGCGUGCGUGCAGCGGCGGGAAGCCGCCGCGGGAGCGACGGCGGCUACGAGGUGGUGUCCCGCGGCGCCGCUGGCUUCUUGUAUGGCGGCCCGUCGCGAGGUCCGCGGCCGCCUUUCCACCCCUUGGGAGUCCUGGGAAUCUGCAGACUCUUCUACUUGCGGAAAGAAAUGAACAGGAAACUCUUCUUCACCCUCCUCUGCAAUGUCGCUUCCGCGCACCAGGACGCGUGGCACGUCCUCGUGCUCCUCUUCCUGGUGAUCUGCUGGUCGGCAGCCCCGGACUGCCACGUGCACGAGUCGCCGGCGGGGCUCUCGGGGGCGUCGCCCUCGCCUCCGCUCUCCUCAGUGGGUUUCCCGCCCUCUGCGCUGUACGGGGCUCUGUUCGACGGGGCCUCGAAUGCCGCCGCACUCUUCGAGCGGCCGUCCGCCGCCGCCGUGGCGACCGAGCGCGUUCUCGAGCAGCUGCGAAGUCUCCUGACGGUGUUGCCUUCUGCGUCGGCGGCCUUUGCGCAUCGCAUGCGCCAUCCACAGGCAGUGACGCUGCGCGACAUCGCGUACCCGUCUUCGCUCUCUUCCGUGUCUUCGCUCUUCGCGAAGAAGGAGGAGAAGCCGGCCGGCCCGCGCGUGGCCGCAGGCGCUCCAGACGACGGCGGGCCUUCUGGGAACGGGAAGGACGACCCGAGGAAGGGCGAGGACAAAAAGCGCGAAAGCCACUUGGGCAAGGGCGGUGGAGGGCGGAGCGGGCGCGGGCGCGGCCCAGGCGACGACCGCAGGCCGCAGGACGGCGAGGAGAAGAGUGGGAAGAAGGAAAAGGGAGGCACCAGGGACAGAGGGGCGGCAAGCGAGCGCGGAGAGGGACAGGAAGAACGACUUGGCGACGCGUCGCGGGCGAGUGAUGCAACUGGAGGCGAAGAGAGUCAAGGCCCCAAAGCUCGAGGCGGCGCGAAGAAAGAAGGCGCGGUCGGUGCGCAGAACGGAGACCUUGCCGGCUCGGAGAAAGGACGCGACUCCCCAUUCGCUUCAGCCGCGUGGCUGCGGAGAACGGGACGAGGAACGGACGACGAAGCGCGAGCGAGAGGAAGAGAAGACGGAGGCGCGGUGUUCGGAACCAGCCGCUUUGGCAGCGCAUGCGAGGAAGACGACGCACUGGGAUCGAGAAGAUCAGGAAGCGGAGACGGCGAAGACCUCGUCAACGAACUGCGGAGGAAGAAAAAGCGAAGAGACUGGAACGGGGCUCUGAGCUUUGGAGUCGGCAGCGCAACCAGUGCUUCUGCUCUCUCAUCAGUCGACGGGACGCGAGCGGGCCUAGGCGAGAAGAGCGGAGAGAAGAAGGAGACAGGAGUGCCGGGGACGGUGGUCUCGGCUUCUGGACCCCAAGGGGUUCCUGGGGCACAAGGGGUCAAGAAGGAAACCGAAAACAGUGCAUUCGCAGCGGAAGCCUCUCUCGAUUCUUCUUCUCGCAUGGCCGCCUCCGGCGCAGGAGCGACUGAGCGUGCGUCGCAGACGAGAGAGAAGGCCGAGAGAGGCCAGGACGAAGAAAAGGAAGAGAAGAAGGAAGAGAAGGCUGCAACCUCAGCGGGACGAGGGUCGCGACACGAGAAGUCUGGAGCGACAGGCAGCUCAGGGUCUCAAUCGUGUUCAGCUGGAAAGGCCGACGACGAGAAAAAGACGCCUGGAGACGGCGUCGAGGACGCCGCCCUCGAGUACCCUAUCAACGUCCUUAUGACGCUGACGAGUGGUACGCUGUUCCAGUCUUCCCCGCGCCUCAUGAACCAUUUGCUCUCGGCCGUCUACUUCCUUCUCGUGGGUGGCGGAAACGCGACAGGUCCCCGGGAAAGCGAAAGCCCAGGCAGUUCGCAGCGCCGCUCGGGCGCCUCGGCGUCAGGCCCUGAACGCGAGGGCUCACCGGGGGUGCACGGUUCGGGGACCGAGUCCGGCGCGAGUUCCGCGGAGGGCGCGAGUCCCCACUUGGAGACAGCCCCGGCUGGCGCCUCCACUGUCUCCGGAGACAGCGGCGCGGCGUCGACGACUCCGGCGGCCGGCAAGGCCCGGAGAGAGGAAACAGGGAGCGGCGGGGCGCUCGGCGCGGGCUCGUCGCGGGAGGAAAAGAAGGAGAACGCGAUGUUGCGGGUGGUCUCUCCGACAGCUGGCCGCGCGUUGUGUCAGCUGUUGUGCUCGCCGAGCGUCGCGGCGUCCUGGUCGCAAGGCGUCUACACGCCGCAGCAGCGCGAGGCGCACCAGCAGCAGCUGAACUUGGUCGCCAAGGUCGUCGGGUGUCUGUACAGCUCGACGCAGCACCGCGCCUGGGUCGAGGAGGCGCUGAAGCGGAACGCGACGAUGCUCAGUCAGGGCAUCAGCGACGAGUUGGACCUGCUUGCAGAGACUCUGCGAACGUCGGCCCGGUUCUCUUCGUCCCGCGUGGACGCGCCCGCAGCGCCCGCACUCAGCCCCCACGACGACUUGUGGAGGCGCCGGGACCUUUUGGAUCCGCAACUCGCGGCCUUCAACCGGCUGUGCUCGACGCUGAGCGACGUGCUCAGCCAGAUCGAAGAACAAGCGGGGAGCGGCAAGGAGAGAGAGCGCGAAGAAAGAAGCACCCCGCGGUCGCAGGGCGACGCCUCCGCCUCGGCGUCUCGGGGGACCCGUGGGGGCGCCGGCAGAGAAGCACAGAACGGCGCAGCACAGGACGAAGAGGCCGAGAUGAGAGAGACGCGGGAGACUGCGCCUUCGACUUCGUCGCCGCACCCCGCACCGCGAGACGCAGCGCCUGCGGACUCAGCGUCUCCGGGCGGUGAAGGAAGGGGGACACCCGACGGACGCGAUACCGCGCUGCAGUCUCUGGAAGCAGCGGCUCUCAAGGCGAUCGAAUCUUUGAACACUGUGGCCAUGGCGACGGCGUCUUCUCGACAGGGCGGCCGAGCCGGUCGCGACGGGAGGCGGGGCGAGCUGGAGAGUCGCGAAGGCGCCCUGGUCGCGUUCCGGAACUUCUUCGACGAGUCGGGAGUCGCGUUGAUCUGGGACGAACUGGACGAGGUCCUUACUGCCGUGGAAGAGUGCUACCCGUCGCUCACCACGCAGGUGGCCUCGACGGGCGUUUUCCCUGCGGGGGAGGGACGAAGACGGUCGAUCGCAGGGUCAGGGCGCGGGCCGCGGAACGAGGACGAAGGCGAGAGUCGACGAGAGGAGAGUGGCGAGGACAGAGCCCGUGAGGGCAGAAGACGGGCGCCGCGCGAAGAUGUAGCGGAGGAGGAAGAAGACGGUCGCCGCCGCGAAGAAGACACCUCGCUCGCGGGAGGCCGCGAGGCCUGGCAGUCGGGGAGCGGGGCGUCGAGCUCGGCGCCGACAGAUGACGCAGCGCCUCUCAUUCUCUCCCAGUUGCUUCCGAUUCUCGAGGCCUAUCUUCAGGUGCACCAGACAUGCAUCGCAGCCGACUACGAGGUGAAGGACGUCGCGGAGUUGGGGCAGCUGGACCUGUUUUCUCUCGCUUCGGAGGCCGCCAAUGCGCCGUGCCUCAGCGGCAAACCCGCCGACAGUGCUGUGCGUGGCUUCGACGAGGAGAAACGGAGAACAACCACGCAAGAAGACGCGCUCUCGCCGCGCGUGGACACCCGCAACGCUUCCGACUCGCAGUUCUCUCCUCUGUCUCCGACUUCGUCGCCGCCUGCAUCGGCAGCGGUGGCAAGCCCGAGCCAGCGGCACGCAGAGCUGUGCCGAUUCGGCGAGAAGCACAAGGCGUCGAUCAACGCCCUGAUCAAGCAAACCCCGUCGCUGUUGACGAGUUCCCUGCAGCCGCUCUUGAAGCUCGCCCCGAUGACCGUGGCCUUCGAAAACAAACGGCUCUACUUCCGCCACAAAAUCCGCGAAAUGCGCCAGAGUGCCCGCUUCGAGACCAUCCGCCUGUCGGUCCGCCGCGACCAAGUCUUCACCGACUCCUACCACCAAAUUCGCAUGCGAUCGGGCGAAGAAAUGAAAGGGAAACUGAACGUGCACUUCACCGGCGAAGAAGGCGUCGACGCAGGCGGCCUGACCAGGGAGUGGUUCUCGCUGCUGGCUCGGGACAUGUUCAAUCCGAACUACGCCCUCUUCCGCAGAGAGGGAGCGAAGAGCGAGUUCAAUCACCCCAAUCCGCUCUCCUCCAUCAACCCCGAGCACUUGCACUACUUCAAAUUCAUCGGCCGAAUCAUCGGAAAGGCUCUUUUCGACGGGCAGCACUUGAACGCGUACUUUUGUCGGUCGUUCUACAAGCACAUGCUCGGGAGGCGCUGCGUGACAGCCGAUGCAGAGAGCAUCGAUCCGACGCUGUACAACAACCUGCUGAAAAUGCUCCAGUAUUCCCUCGAGGACCUCGGGCUCGAACUCACCUUCAGCACCGAAGUCGACGAGUUCGGCAUGCACCGAGUCGAGGACCUCAUUCCGAAGGGCCGAACGAUCCCGGUGACGGACGCCAACAAGCACCUGUACGUACAGCUCAUAUGCCAGCGGAAGAUUGUCGGCGGCAUUCAACAGCAACUGGAAGCCUUCCUUUCGGGCUUUCACGAGUUGAUUCCGCCGGCGCUUAUCUCGAUUUUCGACGACAAGGAACUCGAACUUCUUCUCUCCGGUCUCCCCACCGUCAACCUCGAGGACUUGAAAGCCAACACCGAUUACGUGAACUUCCUCCCGACCGAUCAAACAAUCAUCUGGUUCUGGGAGGUCAUGAACGAGUUGGAUGAACAGCAGCGUGCGGCUUUCCUCCAGUUCGUCACAGGGACGUCGCGGGUACCGCUCGGGGGCUUCAAGUUCCUCGUUGGCAUGCGCGGGCCGCAAAAAUUCUCCAUCCAGAGAGCGUACGGCGAAAACAAGCUGCCGACUGCGCACACGUGCUUCAAUCAACUGGAUCUACCGGGAUACAGCAGCAAGCAGCUGCUGAAGAAGAAGCUUCUGCUGGCGAUUACGGAGGGCAAGGAAGGAUUUGGGUUUGUCUAA
Molecule: messenger RNA, 24732 nt
Organism: Neospora caninum
Lineage: Eukaryota; Apicomplexa; Conoidasida; Eucoccidiorida; Sarcocystidae
Exons: 17
Coding region: 1-24732 (8243 amino acids)
Biological process (GO): positive regulation of protein catabolic process; protein polyubiquitination; proteasome-mediated ubiquitin-dependent protein catabolic process
Molecular function (GO): ubiquitin-protein transferase activity; protein binding
Source: RefSeq, a predicted model, not a curated record